AAUCGAUUGAGCCGUGUAAUCGAGCAGUUUUCAUCAGCUCAGUCAGAAGAGGCGGAAUCCGGAUCUGGAGCCAUCGCAUAUUUACGUGACAGUGUGGUAUCGAUACUACAGAACGGACCUCAGUGCGGUUUGGUUACACUUCAAAUGGCCGCCACAUCGUUACGAUUACCUGCUGUUGAUGUAGAACAUAUUCUCAAGAUAGCUCAGCAAAAAGGUUUCACUAGUCGAGGGGAAAUAGAUCAUUUCAGUGGAAUUGGCUGUUACGAUAUGGCCAGCCUACGAGGUGUAAUUCGGGAUUUGUUGGAAGCGGAGGAGUUGUUGAGAGCUGAUAGUGCUGUAUUGAUACCGUACGACUGUGAUAAAAACAAUGAACCGGUGAUUCUUCAUGGAGAUUGUGCGCAUUGGUGCAUUGUGUAUUGUGGUCAGUUCCAUUCACUCAAUCAAAACCUAACAAAUCUCAGUAGUUUCGAGUUUUGUUCACGAAAAUUGUUGCAUAUCAUUUUGACCUAUUUGUUGUUAAUCUUCAUUUAA
This is a messenger RNA of Anisakis simplex (herring worm), 531 nucleotides long. Lineage: Eukaryota; Metazoa; Nematoda; Chromadorea; Rhabditida; Anisakidae. The record is from the annotation of a GenBank genome assembly.